Messenger RNA from Juglans microcarpa x Juglans regia, 935 nucleotides. Its product is annotated as cytokinin riboside 5'-monophosphate phosphoribohydrolase LOG5-like. The record is from RefSeq and is a predicted model, not a curated record. Lineage: Eukaryota; Viridiplantae; Streptophyta; Magnoliopsida; Fagales; Juglandaceae. Gene Ontology annotation, molecular function: hydrolase activity, hydrolyzing N-glycosyl compounds. The coding region runs from base 206 to 901 and encodes 231 amino acids. Gene Ontology annotation, biological process: cytokinin biosynthetic process. Gene Ontology annotation, cellular component: nucleus; cytosol. The transcript has 7 exons.
CUUUUCUCAUUUUUUUUUCUUUUUUAAUUUUGGUUUCCGUAAAGACUUUUCCUUUCUUACAAUCUUACUAUUGCGGAGUCUAUAUAUAGUGGCUGUUCCGUUUCAGUUGUGGUGAAGCUUCCUCUACCACUCUAUCGUCGUUAUAUAUUAUUGUUGUGGUGCUUGCAAAUUACCAAACAAGUGGCAAGGAAUCCUGAGUGGGGAAAUGGAAGGAAAAGUUGUAAGUACAAGAUUCAAGAGAGUUUGCGUUUUCUGUGGCAGCAGUACUGGGAACCGAAAUUGCUACAGAGAUGCCGCCAUGGAGUUAGCCCAAGAGCUGGUAUCGAGGAGACUGGACCUUGUGUAUGGAGGUGGGAGCAUUGGACUAAUGGGGCUGGUUUCACAAGCUGUGCAUCGUGGUGGGGGGAAAGUUCUUGGGAUCAUCCCGAGGACUCUAAUGUGCAAAGAGAUAACGGGUGAGGCGGUUGGAGAGGUCAGGCCAGUAGCCGACAUGCACCAAAGAAAGGCUGAAAUGGCCCGCCUUUCUGAUUGUUUUAUUGCCCUACCAGGUGGGUAUGGAACUUUGGAAGAGCUUUUGGAGGUCAUCACCUGGGCCCAACUCGGUAUCCAUGACAAGCCUGUGGGCUUGUUAAACGUUGAUGGCUACUACAACUACCUUCUCACUUUCAUUGACAAAGCUGUGGAUGAUGGUUUCAUCAAGCCAUCCCAGCGCCACAUAAUAGUGUCUGCUCCUAAUGCCAAAGAGCUCGUUCAAAAACUUGAGGUGGGGAUCGAGCCUCAUUUUUUCACGUUGUUUAGGAGUACGUGCCUGUGCAUGAUGGAGUCUUGGCCAAGCCAAGGUGGGAGGUUGGGUUCCCACAACAGCAGCAACAACAGGUGGAGUUUAAUGCCACCGCUUUGAGAUUGAGAUAGCUCUAUAAAGAGAUCAGACAAGC